AUGAUGACUCACACAUUACCAAGCGAACAGACACGUCUUGUUCCUGGAUCUGACUCGAGCUCUCGUCCUAAAAAGAGACGGAUCUCGAAGAGAUCAAAGAUAAUAGUAUCCACUGUGGUCUGUAUUGGUUUGUUGCUGGUUUUAGUGCAACUGGCAUUUCCAAGCAGUUUUGCAUUACGUUCUGCAUCACACAAGAAGAAGAAUGUCAUAUUCUUCGUGACGGAUGGGAUGGGACCUGCGUCUUUGUCCAUGGCAAGAUCAUUCAACCAGCAUGUUAAUGAUUUACCUAUAGACGACAUCCUGACACUUGACGAGCAUUUUAUCGGGUCUUCGAGAACAAGGUCCUCGGACUCACUAGUCACUGACUCAGCUGCGGGCGCCACCGCAUUUGCAUGUGCAUUAAAGAGCUAUAAUGGGGCCAUCGGUGUUGAUCCGCAUCACAGACCUUGUGGUACAGUGCUCGAGGCGGCUAAGUUAGCAGGUUAUCUCACUGGGCUUGUUGUUACGACAAGAAUCACAGAUGCCACUCCGGCUUCAUUCAGUUCACAUGUUGAUUACAGAUGGCAGGAAGAUCUUAUCGCUACGCACCAGUUAGGCGAAUAUCCUCUGGGGAGAGUAGUAGACUUACUCAUGGGUGGCGGCAGGAGCCAUUUCUACCCUCAAGGCGAAAAGGCUUCUCCAUAUGGUCACCACGGUGCUAGAAAAGAUGGAAGAGAUUUAAUCGAUGAGGCUCAAUCUAAUGGCUGGCAGUACGUGGGUGACCGUAAAAAUUUUGAUUCUUUGUUGAAAAGCCACGGUGAAAACGUUACUUUACCUUUCUUGGGUCUCUUUGCAGAUAACGACAUUCCUUUUGAAAUUGACAGAGAUGAAAAGGAGUAUCCUUCCCUUAAGGAACAAGUCAAGGUGGCUUUGGGUGCCUUGGAAAAAGCUUCCAAUGAGGACAAAGAUUCUAAUGGGUUUUUCUUAAUGGUGGAAGGCUCCAGAAUUGAUCAUGCUGGUCACCAAAACGAUCCAGCUUCGCAGGUAAGGGAGGUGUUGGCUUUCGAUGAAGCAUUCCAAUACGUUUUGGAGUUUGCUGAAAAUUCCGAUACGGAGACUGUUUUGGUCUCUACGUCGGAUCAUGAAACGGGUGGUUUAGUCACUUCAAGACAAGUCACUGCUAGCUAUCCUCAGUAUGUCUGGUAUCCACAGGUGCUCGCCAACGCCACCCAUUCAGGUGAGUUUUUGAAAAGAAAACUAGUAGAUUUUGUUCAUGAGCAUAAGGGCGCAAGCAGCAAAAUAGAAAAUUUCAUCAAACAUGAGAUCCUGGAAAAAGAUUUGGGUAUUUACGAUUACACGGAUAGCGAUUUAGAAACAUUAAUUCAUUUGGAUGACAACGCAAAUGCUAUCCAAGACAAACUGAAUGACAUGGUAUCAUUUAGGGCCCAAAUUGGCUGGACCACGCAUGGUCACAGCGCAGUCGACGUCAACAUAUAUGCAUACGCCAAUAAGAAAGCUACAUGGUCAUAUGUCUUGAACAAUUUACAAGGCAAUCACGAAAAUACGGAAGUUGGCCAGUUCUUAGAAAACUUUUUAGAAUUGAACCUGAACGAAGUCACUGAUUUGAUUAGGGACACCAAACACACAUCAGAUUUUGAUGCUACAGAAAUAGCUAGUGAAGUACAACAUUAUGACGAAUACUACCAUGAGUUGACCAACUGA
Molecule: messenger RNA, 1701 nt
Organism: Saccharomyces cerevisiae S288C
Lineage: Eukaryota; Fungi; Ascomycota; Saccharomycetes; Saccharomycetales; Saccharomycetaceae
Gene: PHO8
Product: alkaline phosphatase PHO8
Exons: 1
Coding region: 1-1701 (566 amino acids)
Biological process (GO): organophosphate metabolic process
Cellular component (GO): vacuolar membrane; fungal-type vacuole; cytoplasm
Molecular function (GO): phosphatase activity; alkaline phosphatase activity; fructose-2,6-bisphosphate 6-phosphatase activity
Source: RefSeq, marked reviewed